This is a messenger RNA of Enhydra lutris kenyoni (northern sea otter), 2293 nucleotides long. RefSeq names its product NAD(P)H quinone dehydrogenase 1. The transcript is spliced from 6 exons. Gene Ontology annotation, cellular component: cytosol. Gene Ontology annotation, molecular function: NAD(P)H dehydrogenase (quinone) activity. The coding region runs from base 69 to 890 and encodes 273 amino acids. Lineage: Eukaryota; Metazoa; Chordata; Mammalia; Carnivora; Mustelidae. The record is from RefSeq and is a predicted model, not a curated record.
AACCCUGAGAUCAAGACUUGCACCCUCCACGGACUGAGCCAGCCUGGUGCCGCAGCUUUGCCAAUCUGAUGGCCAGAAGAGCACUGAUCGUCCUGGCCCACGCAGAGAAGACAUCCUUCAACUAUGCCAUGAAGGAGGCUGCGGUGGAGGCCUUGAAAAGGAAAGGAUGGGAGGUCAUUGUGUCGGACCUAUACGCCAUGAACUUCAAUCCCGUCAUCUCCAGAAAGGACAUCACAGGCACACUGAAGGACCCAGGGAACUUUCAGUAUCCUGCUGAGUCUGUUCUAGCUUACAAGGAAGGCCGUCUGAGCCCGGAUAUUGUGGCGGAACAAAAGAAGCUGGAAGCCGCGGACCUUGUGAUUUUUCAGUUCCCACUGCAGUGGUUUGGAGUCCCUGCCAUCCUGAAAGGCUGGUUCGAGCGAGUGCUCAUAGGGGAGUUUGCUUACACAUAUGCUGCCAUGUAUGACAAGGGACCUUUCCGGAAUAAGAAGACCGUGCUUUCCAUUACCACUGGUGGCAGCGGCUCCAUGUACUCUCUGCAGGGUGUCCACGGAGACAUGAAUAUCAUUCUCUGGCCAAUUCAGAGUGGCACUCUCCAUUUCUGUGGCUUCCAAGUCUUGGAACCUCAACUGACAUACAGCAUUGGGCACACUCCUAUGGAUGCCCGAAUUCAGAUCUUGGAAGGAUGGAAGAAACGCCUGGAGAAUAUCUGGGAUGAGACUCCACUGUAUUUUGCUCCAAGUAGCCUCUUUGACUUAAACUUCCAGGCAGGAUUCUUGAUGAAAAAGGAAGUGCAGGAUGAGCAGAAAAAUGAAAAAUUUGGCCUUUCUGUGGGCCAUCAUUUGGGCAAGUCCAUCCCAACUGACAACCAGAUCAAAGCCAGAAAAUGAGACUCACAAGACUUGGUUUCUUUAUAAAAUGCAGCAAAAUUGAGGUUUCUUAUUCAGACUUCCUUGACUUGCUUUAGUCUUUAAGGUGGGUUUCUUUUUCCACAGGGAAUGAAUCGGGGACAGAAUAGACUGUAUUAAUAUAUUUUUGGUUAGUUUUCUUUCCGAUUCUUAUGAUUGCUAUCUUGGCAAAAUCUGGUUAGGCUCAAGAGGUCAUUUAGGUUAUAAAGCAGGGCAAGAAGUAGAAAGAUGCCAGACAAUAAUCUUUAUGGUCCUCUACACGAUUUAAUUCCUCUUAUUAGGGAUACAUUCUUAGGGCCAAAUGUGGCAAGGCAAAAUCCAACUCUUCAAUGAUAUAUUUUUCUUUUAAUCACCUCUCUGUGGCUUAUGGCAGAAGGGAAUUGCUCAGAGAAAGAAAUGACCGAAUCUGUCUGACCCAAGGGACUUGUUUAGUAGUUUGUAAUCUAUGCUUGUUUAUGGUAUUGGUUUUAAUUACUGCACAGUGACUAAUAUGCCUAAUGUUUUACUCUUGCUUCAACCUCUGUUGUUUGUAUACAGUACCUACAGAUACCUUCAAGUAAAAGAUAAUAGAAGUCUCUUUUUUAUUUCUAUCUUCUAAUUUAAUGUCUGCAGAAAUAAGCCAACACCUCUGUACACUACAUCUGCUGCAAUGAAUGAAUUCAGGAAGUAGUUACUCCCGGUACUUAGCAACAGCCUUCUCCAAAUAGUAUUUUAUUUCUGAGCUAUAUAACAUACUGGAAGGUUUCCCUCUAUCAUUGCUAAACUGAUGACUUUCCUUUUGGAUGCAUUUUGGUCCCACAAUUUUGGGGAUGAAAUUGUAAUCCUAGAGUUUCAUUAACUGAACAAUUUUGACAUUAAUAUUCCAACUUCCAAUUUCAAUUAUUAAAGUCGGGCUCACUGUCAGUAUAACUCAAGUAGAAUAUGAUGAAAUGCCGCCCUCUUGUGGUGCACUGAAAGAAAACAGGAGAGAUUAGGCAAAGCCAGGUUGCCUGAAACUGCGAACAGGUCCUGGACCUGCCAAGAAAAUGAGGGCGGCAGACCAGAGCCUCAUGUGCUAGAUGCUGACAGGUACUUGGGUAUUUUUCCCUCUACAAUACACACAAUGGCAUAUGGCUAGGUGCUUCAGUUUGAAAAAUAUUUUCUUGUUACCUUCAUGCUCACUGCAAUUUUGUGUAAAUUUCUAAAAGUUCCCAGUGAAAUAAAUAAAACCCAUUUCUAUAAACAGACCCACUCACUGGUUUCAGUGAAGCUACUGAUAGAGGCAUACAGGCAAAAGUGGAAUCUACUAGGGAAGAUGGGAUUAGAGCAUGCAAUAAGAAAUUAUGGCCCCAGGUGCCUGGCUGGCUCAGUCUGAGAUGCAGCUCUUGAUCUCAGAGUUGUGAGUU